UAAGCAAAAUUACUGAAUAUGAACUGUCAAACGACGAAGAAAAUAAGCACAAAAGGAAGACAGUAAUAACCCAACGAAUCAAAAUGGUAGGUUUUAUAUACAUUUGGGUUACUUUACAUAGGACUCGUUUCGGAUCGAUGGUUGUAAGUAUUAACACAUGUGAAAAGGGGUGGGGUGGGGUGGGGUGGUGUGGUAGGAUGGCUCCUUAAGGCCACGCUCAAUUAAGGUUAUGCUAUAUAUUUUAAUAAUGGAGUAAUACGUUAGUAUUAUGGAAAAAAUGUUGGUUGGGUUACUUCUGUAUUAACGGUAUAUUGAUUUCAAUGGAAUUCAAAUUUUUAUUAUACUAUAUUCGCGUGCCUUAUUUAAAACGUGUUUUUACAAUUGGGAAUUUUAAAUCAAAUUAAAUAAAAUCACUUUAUAAUGAUGUCAAAUAACCAAUCAGGUAAAUAUAAUACGUUAUUUAGCUCUCUGAAAAGUGGGCAAUAUAUUACGUCCAUAUAACGAAAAUUUGGAAUAAAAAAUCGCGCGAUUUUUUAUUCCAAAUUUUCGCCUGCGGCGCUUUUCAGGGAGCUUUGAAAUUUUCUUUGAAAACAGUAUUAUAUAAAAUAAUAUAUAAUUUUUUCAAAGAUGAUGAUAUUGCAUCCACGAGCGCUGCAGCAGUAAUGUGUCGUGAUGCUACUACAAUACAGCAGUGGAAUGUAGUGAAAAUGGUGAAAUACUUGGGCUCACAUGAAUUAUGUGUAGCAUUUGCUGAGGUAUACGGCCUGUUGCCAAAAAGUCGGCUUUGUGCCAUUCACAAAACGCAAAUGGCAUUGCACAAACGCCCUCCAUUAGGGUACUUCAAAUGCUCUAGGGGCAAUUGUAGGUCGAAGUCCCUUAUUUCAAGGGCAGCGGGCACGUGGUUUGAAGGCGUCAAACUAAGCUUUCCCCAGGUGUUUUACCUGAUGUAUUGUUUUGCCCACCGAUUUACGCGGGAAGAUAUUUAUAGGGAGGACUAUGCGAGCGUUGAAAAGAAAUUCUCAUCUGCCACUAUCUCCGACUGGUAUAGCUACUGCAGGGAAGCAGUAGUUAUAUUUCAGUUAGACCACCAAGAAUUCAAAGGGAAGAUUGGUGGUCCAGGAAAGGUAGUGCAGAUUGACGAAAGUAAAUUCGGAAAACGCAAAUACAACAAAGGUAAUAAUAAUAAUUUAUAUAUAAUGCAAUUAUGUUUAUUCAAAUACUUUUCUUUUUUUCAGGAAGACGCGUAGAAGGGCAUUGGGUCCUGGGUAUGAUAGAGGAUGGCAGUGAGGACCUCAGACUGGAGGUAUGCCCGGACAACGUACGUUCCGCUGAGGUCCUCAUCCCUCUUAUUCGCAAAAAUGUUCGAGAAGGAACUACUAUAAAAACAGACUUUUGGCGCGCAUACGAAUGCCUCCCUGAAUAUGGUUACAUCCAUAAAAAGGUUAACCAUAGUGACCCUGCCAAUCCCUUUAUCGCCGAGGAUGGCACAAACACACAAAGAAUUGAGUCUCAUUGGCGUGUGGUAAAGAGACUUUUUUACAAAGACAACUACAAUAAUCCGGCAAACUUUGCUGAUGUUAUAGUAGAGUUUUUAUGGAGGCGGGAAAUGCAAAAAAAAAAAUACAGAUCCAUUUAAUGCUUAACUGGCUGUUAUUAAAUACGUGUAUAACACGAAAUAAAAAAACUAAAACAUACAAAUGAAAACACAAUUUUAUUAUUUAGAGGGUCUUGUUUAAAUGGUUGGUUGGGUUAUCUUGGUACUUCAACUACUUGUAUGCAUUA
Messenger RNA from Bactrocera neohumeralis, 1782 nucleotides. RefSeq lists its product as uncharacterized. NCBI's taxonomy places the organism in Eukaryota, Metazoa, Arthropoda, Insecta, Diptera, Tephritidae. The coding region runs from base 663 to 1247 and encodes 194 amino acids. The record is from RefSeq and is a predicted model, not a curated record. The transcript has a single exon.